AUAGUUUGAAUACUUACGUGAUACAUGGCUGCAACAUUUACAUACUAGUAAUCGUUGCCCUGGGGUGGGGCUUGUUAAAUUUAGGCGUGUUGCCCUCACUCGUUUUCGCCUAGGGUCACUCGGUCUAUUGUCAAACCCUCAUUAAUAAAAGCGUGUUAGACAACACGUUUGUUACAAAAAAUUCACUCACAUGUUAGCCACAUGUAGCCAUGUUUGAACUGUACUACGGGACGCUAAAUUGUUCGACAUAAGUCUCAAGCCCAACAAAAUCAAGCACCAAAGAGACAUGCAACUAUGACAAGUUUAGCGGGCGACAAAAAGCUGUUCUUUGUAUCACUAAUAUCAUUCGUCACAGGAAGCAUGCUAGUGUACGUGAACUGUUGGCUUUCGUCGCCGCCAUGCUAUGUCAAUGUUUACACAAGAAUAGCUGAUGUGGAAAGCUUCAACGUUCCCCCGGGGUACACAGCGCGUGCAAUACUACGGCCGAUGAAAAAGGAGGAAGAGCGCCCCCUUGCGUCCACACCAGUAUAUACAGGGCUUAUAGGAGAAAAACCAUGUGAGUGCUUUGGAGCUUGGCAUCGGGAUUUCUUUUCACAAAAGCAGUGGACUGCAAGACAAAGGAACCAGGAGAAAUGUUUACAGAGAUACGAACGAAGGCAAAUGGUGUUACAAGGCGUUCACAACUAUGUUGAUGGAUCUUCACCCAUCAGCUAUCCUUCUCACGGUCUCCAAGUCAGGCCGCUGAGAGCUGUACAUCUAAAUGGUCUUAGAAUCACAUGGUUUGACUCAAAGAGCAUUGUCACCAACGCAGUACAUACGGUCAGACUUCAAUGUGAAAGGGGCGUAUUCAGACAACUUGUCAAAGUACAAGGCGUGGUCGUUCAAGGGGCGCACACGAAUGACUUUACCAUUCAGACCUCGAAACCACAGCAGUUAAAUCGGCAACUUUGGCACAUUGUGUACCAGAACACAGAGUUUGAUACCAACGCCUUUGAUCUAGUGAAACUGCAUUACAUGAAAUUCAGCAUCACCAUACCGGUUCACAUACGUCACCGGCUUAUACCGUGGCUACAUGACCAAGGUCAAGGUAGAAUCCAGGACAGAGUCAGUGUUGUUGUGAAGACGUUUCUCCGGUACAGCAAUCUGAGACGUCUUGUCAGAUCUGUAGGAGAUCUGUAUCCUGGGACGAGGAUUAUUGUUGCAGACGACACCCCUUACCAAAAGUUUGAGAGUUUCCAGGACGAGAACACUGAUCACUACAUAAUGCCACAGUUCAAGGGAUUUUUCGCUGGUCGAAACCUGGGCCUGUCACAAGUGACCACAGAGUAUUUCCUGUACAUGGACGAUGACCAUUAUCUCAAGCCGUACACAAAACUGGAAAUCCUCGUUUCUCUGCUGGACAGAACAGACUAUCAUGUAGUAGGAGGUGUGUAUGAGGAUUUGGAGAUGUUCGCCACCACCAUCCGUGUGUUAGGAGACGACACGCAUGCAUGUUACGAGAAGUUACGAGGAUGGUAUCACUCCAUACCUGAUUUUCCAGGUAAGGGUAUCUCUUUUAUUCCUCUAUGA
Messenger RNA from Branchiostoma floridae (Florida lancelet), 1569 nucleotides. RefSeq names its product beta-1,4 N-acetylgalactosaminyltransferase 2-like. The record is from RefSeq and is a predicted model, not a curated record. The transcript is spliced from 11 exons. Lineage: Eukaryota; Metazoa; Chordata; Leptocardii; Amphioxiformes; Branchiostomatidae. The coding region runs from base 295 to 1569 and encodes 424 amino acids.